AUGUCGACCAUGGUUCCUGCCGAAGGGACCAGGGCGCCCGGGACGCCGCGCGUCGCGCCGGCGCGGCCGCUGUACGAGACGCCGGCCACGGACAAAAAGCUCGCCCCCGUCGGGUCCAUGUCUUCCGCGGUUCGGCGCGUCGAGGCCUCCAAGGCGGGGCGCGCCGGCGAGGACGCUCAGGCCACGCCGCUCGCCUUCUCGACGACGCUCCUACAAGACGCGGAGGCGGCGUGCAACGACCGGAACGAGAGGACGUUCGCGGAGCUCACGCGAUUCUGCGAGCUCCUGACCAACGCGGAGGCCUCCGUCAAGGGGCUGCGCAUGGCCACGGACCACCUCGUGUCGCAGACGCUCCUCUCCUCGCUCGAGGAACCCGUGCCCUGCUCCUUCGACGACCACUUCGACAUCUGCGACACCACCAUCCCUCUCGGCCAAGGGAUCGACCGGGACGCGGUCCAGGGGCUCAAGGAGCGCUACAUGAGCGCGGUGGACGGCGACGUGCUCGCGAGCAUGCAGGGGUGGCGUCUGGGGUACAUGACGGCGCAGCGCACCAUGAACGCGCUCAAGGACAGGCUGGACCGCGUGCACGACCGCGCGGAGAAGCUGAGCCGGGCGUACGAGAAGCUCAACCCCAAGGUCGACAAGCUCGAGCACAACACGCACGUCGAGGUCCAGCCGUCGCCCGCCAGCGGCACGCCCGCCGCGCAGCACGCCCUGGGCCGCAUCCUGUGCCUCGGGAUGGGGCCCGCCGCCGAAGUGGAGUCGGGGGCGAAGUCCGAGCCCGCCGGCAGGGCUCCCUCGCACGUGCACAGAACGCCGGCCCCGCACCUCGACGCGCAGGGGCGCCGCAAGCUGGACGCCCUGGAGAAGCUUGACCACACCCGCCAGGGCAAGGAGGCGGGUCUGUCUGCGGCGCUGGGGGAGUUUCUGUCUCUCGAGGCGGAGGCGCACAGCGUGCUAAAUGGCCUGGCGCACGACGCGACGUCGCUCAAGGCGCUCCUGGUGACCGUGCUGGACCUGGAGCGCGACCUGCUGACCGGCGUCAUCGAGGCCAUGGGCGAGAGAGCGGUGCCGAUGUGCGUUGCGGUCCCGCCCAGCACGGAGGAGCGCGAGGCACAGAAGGCCGCCCUGGAGCACAGUGGCAAGGCCCUGGGGGGGGUCUUGGAGCCGCUGCGCAAGGCGAUCCCCGGCCUGCGGCACAAGGCGCCGAAGCCGCCCUCCGAGCACGCGUCCGAGCCGCGCACGGGCUCCAAAGAGAAGGUCCAGGUCCAGAUGAGGCGCCUGAGCGGCGAGGGCGCGUCGCCCGAAACGCCGCGCGAGAACCUCGAGGGCAAGCUUGACGAGGCGGGGGGGAGUGCGGAGAGUGCCCCGGGGGUGUCGAUGCCGGUGUCGCGGAGCCCCCCGGCGGAGUGA
Molecule: messenger RNA, 1413 nt
Organism: Pedinophyceae sp. YPF-701
Lineage: Eukaryota; Viridiplantae; Chlorophyta; Pedinophyceae
Source: the annotation of a GenBank genome assembly